ACGGAAGGUCGAUUAUUAUUGAGAUGCCCAGUCCGGUCUCACCAAUCGCGAUCACUUACCUACCCUCACUCACACUCACUCACAUUCACACACACAGAAAAAAAGGAAGGGACUUAUGAUACGUGAUCGAAAAGAGAAGAGAAAAAGCGAUGAGUCUAGCCUUGAGAGUCGAUGUUGAGAGUCGAUUGCCGAGAGUCGAUUGCCGAGAGUCGAACGCGAUCCCCAGUGUCACCCUUGGCUCUUCCCUUGGUCCUGGUGUUGCCUCCGUUGCGCCUGUCCAACCCUUAUUUCCGGUAAUCCUGGCUGCCUCCAACUGGUCCCUGCUUGGUUUGUCCAGUCUCGCGUUCAACGGUGUUGGUCACAACCGGUCUCCUAGUGGACCAGAGGACGGAGGAAUCCUUUUCGGUUUCUCGCCAUAGAAAUAUGGAGUGUCCUUUUGGUUGGAUGCCUUGUCUCCCGGUCUGGUCUACUAUGGUGGGAAAAACCUAACUAAUA
Molecule: messenger RNA, 495 nt
Organism: Zychaea mexicana
Lineage: Eukaryota; Fungi; Mucoromycota; Mucoromycetes; Mucorales; Lichtheimiaceae
Exons: 1
Coding region: 150-419 (89 amino acids)
Source: RefSeq, a predicted model, not a curated record